AUGCUACCGACUCACUCCCAAUAUGCUUCUGAACUGCACCUCUCCCCAUGCCAUUUCCUCCCUCUCUGCUCCCCUCCGUUCUCCCCCCCCACCUUCCCACCCCUCCUCCCUCUCAUGUCCCACCCCCUCCCCUCACCUCACCUCCCUCCCUGCAGCCACCCUGAGCGGGUUGCUGCUGCACUCUCCUCCUCCAUCUUCUCCCCGUCAGCCCUUUCCUCCGACCUUCAACUCCAAUCAGGGCCUGCCACGAGUCCGCUGCAUCUGCUGUGCUUCCAGAUCGAGCAACCACUGGGAAGCUUCCCGUUCACCCUCGCAGCUCUCGACCUGGCGGCAGCGCUGGUGCAGCAGGGAGUGACAGGAGGGCCGUUGCCGGACCUGCUGGGGUUUGCGGUGAUGGAUGUGAUGCCGAAUUAUGGGGCGUGGCGCAUGGAGGAUGGCAGGGAGCGAUGGCUCAUGGCUGGCAAGGCUGAUGCUGAUGCUGAUGCUGAUUCUGAUGCUGAUUCUGAUGCUGAUUCUGAUGCUGAUUCUGAUGCUGAUGCUGAUGCUGAUGCUGAUUCUGAUGCUGAUUCUGAUUCUGAUGCUGAUGCUGAUGCUGAUGCUGAUUCUGAUGCGGAUGCUGAUGCUCCACUCUCCCCCUUGGAGUCGCUUCUACUCUCCUCCUCCGCUCGCCUCCCCUCGCAUCUCAUCAUGCCGCUCGCCCCGUCAGCACCAUCUCUAGAGUCCGCAGGAGCUGCAGCAGACACUGCUGUAGUCAGAGCAGCCGCAGGAGGCGGUGGAGAGGGAGCAGGAGCGAUGGUGGUGGGGCUUGAUUCGGUUCCCCUCGUGACCGCGCUUGCUGCACUCACUAGCCUUGGACAGUCCCAGGCUCUGCGUCGUGCCUCGCUCACCUUCCUACACAUGCUCUGCACCAUCACCAAUCGCAUCAGACCGCACCUCCUCGUUCUCUCCUCCUUCUUCUCCCAACCUGCCGCCAAACCCAUUCUCCACAGCCUUCAGAUCUCUGCGGAUCGCAUCCUGGCCGUUGAAUCAGCCCGCAUCAGUGCAUCAGCACCGUCAAAAUCAGCGCCUUCAUCCUCCUCCUCUCCCUCAUCUGGCCUCUUCGUUCCCCUGCUUCAACUGCUCACUCACGCCGCACACUCACAACCUGACCAUCCCAUGCAGCUCUGUCUGCUCCUGCGCCUCCUCUGCUCCAUCUGGCGCUCCUCCUCCCCUCCCCUCCUCCCUCUCCUCCUCCACCUCCGCUCCAACCCCUCCCUCUGGUCCUCCCUCUCCUCCAUCCUCCACUCUCCCCCAUCCCUCCCCUCAUCCUCCUCCGCACUCUCCUCCGCCCCCUCGCUCUCCUCACUCUCUCUUCCCAUCGACACCUCCUCGUCGUCCGCUGACGUGGAAUACGCCCCUGCUGAGCUGGCGCGAGCUGGAUGGCACUGGCGCUGUCACGCCGCCGCCCUGCGCCUCGUCUCUCUUGACCUCUCAACCCACCCCCCUCAUCCCCACCUCCCGCGUCUCCCCGCCUUCCUUCUAUCCUGCCAGCUGGCAUGCAAGCUGCUGGCGGCUGUGCUGAUGUGGCGGGUGUCUGUUGGUGACGUGGAGGGGAUGAGCCUGCGACUGCUGGAGCAGAUUCACUCUGUCUCCUUCCAAGUAAUCUCCUUAUUUUCCCCAUGA
This is a messenger RNA of Closterium sp. Yama58-4, 1662 nucleotides long. Lineage: Eukaryota; Viridiplantae; Streptophyta; Zygnematophyceae; Desmidiales; Closteriaceae. The record is from the annotation of a GenBank genome assembly.